Molecule: messenger RNA, 1441 nt
Organism: Thunnus maccoyii (southern bluefin tuna)
Lineage: Eukaryota; Metazoa; Chordata; Actinopteri; Scombriformes; Scombridae
Gene: parapinopsina
Product: parapinopsin a
Exons: 6
Coding region: 100-1128 (342 amino acids)
Biological process (GO): G protein-coupled receptor signaling pathway; visual perception
Cellular component (GO): photoreceptor outer segment; membrane
Molecular function (GO): G protein-coupled receptor activity
Source: RefSeq, a predicted model, not a curated record
AGCCAUGUUGACUAGACUGCUGAUCACAGACAGCCGGUUAAAAACCUGCAGCAGACCUAAGCAAUCUGUGGCAUCAGCAAACAUUCCCACUGAGCAAAAAUGGAGCACCUUGCCCUACAUGGAAACUCCUCCUCAUCCUCCCAGAGUUCAGUCAACGCAGAGCUCCUGUCUCGGACUGGCUACACAACACUGGCAGUUAUCAUGGGUGUGUUCUCUGUGGCCGGGAUCAUCCUCAAUGUCCUGGUGAUCGUGGUAACACUGAAACACAGACAGCUCAGGCAGCCACUCAGUUACGCUCUGGUUAACCUGGCCAUAUGUGACCUGGGCUGUGCUGUGUUUGGAGGUCUGCCCACCACAGUGACCAGUGCCAUGGGAUACUUCAGCCUAGGACGUGUGGGCUGCGUGUUAGAGGGCUUCGCUGUAGCCUUUUUUGGAAUAGCAAGUCUGUGUACAAUAGGAGUCAUUUCUGUUGAACGCUACAUAGUGGUGUGUUAUCCCAUGGGUGCUGUCCUGUUCCAGACCAGGCAUGCAGUUGCUGGUGUGGUGCUGUCCUGGGUGUGGUCAUUUGUGUGGAACACUCCGCCUCUGUUUGGUUGGGGCAGUUAUGAGCUGGAAGGGAUCAAGACCUCCUGCGCUCCAAACUGGUACAGCAGGGAUGUUGGAAACAUGUCCUACAUAAUCAUAUACUUUUUCCUUUGCUUUGUCGUGCCCUUUUCCAUCAUCAUGGUGUCCUACUCGCGACUCUUGUGGACCCUCCGUCAGGUGACCAAGCUGCAGGUGUCUGAGGCUGGCAGCACAAACCGUGUGGAGGUGCAGGUAGCACGUAUGGUAGUGGUGAUGGUGUUGGCCUUCCUGGUCACCUGGCUGCCGUAUGCUGCCAUGGCUCUUGCUGUCAUCAUAGACUCUAGUCUACAUAUUGACCCCCUCAUUGCCACCAUACCUGUCUACUUUGCUAAAAGCAGCACCGUCUACAACCCCAUCGUAUAUAUUUUCAUGAACAGACAGUUUCGAGACUACGCUAUUCCCACUGUCCUGUGUGGAUGGAACCCAUGGGCCUCAGACCCUCAAAUAUCUGAGGGUGAGACCACAGUCGCUUCUGUCAGCAAGAGCCAAAAAGUCUCACCUUAAGAAUCUUUAAAAGAAUAAAAAACCAUAUGAAUGAACAUGGUUUCACUCCUGAUCAUCUGAACUACCUCCAGCUAUUUACUGCUACAACAGACUGCAAGGAAAAAUAAAGUUCACAACAUCAACAAAAUACGUAGACACACCAAGGAUAGGAGACUGAUGGAAAUGGGUUAGGGGUGUAAUUCCAUGAAAAAAAAAUUCACAGCAUUAAAGCAGCUGUGAAAAGGGAGAAGGAAACCACCAUCAUGAGACUCCCCAUGUACUUCAAUUGACAGUGUGUCUUUUCCUACUGAGGCUGUCAUGAUUUUUUAUGUAC